GGUUCACUGUUAGCGUAGAGGUAGCAGUGGCCGCAUCGGCGCACGGGUGAAAUAUUGACAUGUUUUCCGUACCGUGUACGCGCUGCAGCCUACAGUCAGUGCUCAGUCCUCAGUGGCGUGGCGCCUGUCCGCGGAGUAACGCCUUUUUUCUGUUCGUCCUUUACAUAGUUUUAGUUUUCGUAAUUUAUAUCGAUCGUUGUUGUGGUGUUUUUUCCCCUAUCGUCAUCACCCGCAGUUUUAAUAAUUGCGAUAAUUGUGUUAAUUAAUCGUUCUUGUUUAUUCUUCCAACCGAAACUAAUUGUUUAAGUACACACGUCAAAAUGUCGAAAAACGUAUACCUCCCGUAUAGCGCGACAUCCGAGAAGGCUCACGUCAAGUCUAUGGAACAUUACCGGGAAAUGCACAAUAAAUCAUUGGAGUCGACCGCGCAAUUUUGGUCCGAAAUCGCGUCACAAUUUCACUGGGAAACGCCGUACGACAUCAACAACUUUUACUCAUACAACUUCGACGUGACCAAAGGGCCCGUUCAAGUCAAAUGGAUGGAAGGUGCCACUACAAACGUGUGCUACAACCUACUGGACAAGAACGUGCGCAAUGGGAUGGGUGACAAAGUAGCUUUUUACUGGUAAGUAUAAGGCACCUGCCAAUAAAUAUAUUUUUCU
Molecule: messenger RNA, 662 nt
Organism: Acyrthosiphon pisum (pea aphid)
Lineage: Eukaryota; Metazoa; Arthropoda; Insecta; Hemiptera; Aphididae
Product: acetyl-coenzyme A synthetase-like
Exons: 1
Coding region: 321-629 (102 amino acids)
Biological process (GO): acetyl-CoA biosynthetic process
Molecular function (GO): acetyl-CoA synthetase activity
Source: RefSeq, a predicted model, not a curated record